UUCUCCGACAUUUCGCUCCGUUUUGUGGACAGCGCCGCCAUUGUGGGGGAAGCGCUCAAGGAGGAGUGUCUCUCUCGCCGUAGUCGUCGUUUUCUCCUGGGAAUACUGGAACGUACAGUUUGAAACAUGUGUAGUGUUAUGCAAGUUGACAAUAGAAAAAUUGACAUGUUAAAGAUUCUACGAAAAACAACAGAGGGCUUAGAGUGUGAUCACUGCAAUUUCAGAGGCUCCGACUUUGAAAACAUACAGAUUCAUAUGGGUACUAUCCACCCUGAGUUUUGUGAUGAAAUGGAUACUGCAGGAUUGGGAAAACUUAUAUUUUAUCAGAAAAGUGCAAAGUUGUUCCAUUGCCACAAAUGCUUUUUCACCAGCAAGAUGUAUUCAAAUGUUUAUUAUCACAUCACUGCACACCAUGCAGGGCCUGACAAAUGGAAUGAAGAGCAGAAAGAUUUAUUAGACACUGAAUCCCUAAAGAAGCCCCUCUUUGUGGAGCCUCAAAAGCCUUCUCUGUCUCCUGAGUCUCAUAAACCCACUGUGCCUCCAGAGUCUCAGAGGUCUGCUUCUUCUGAACCCCUGAAGUCUGAUGUAGGGUUGCCCUCCAAGAUACAAAAGCCCAUCCCUGUUUCAUCCCUGGACCAACAGAAGGUUGCUCCAGUUGCAUGUCCAGACCCACAGAAACUCAUCUCUGUUGUAUCUGAGCUUUCCGAACCAGAGCUGCUGAAACCAAACCCUUCUCUGACUCCAGAAUCAUUGAGGUCUGCCUCAGUAGAUUCCCCAGAGCUACCAAAACUAGUAUCGGCUUUAUCCUCAGAGUCACAGAAACCUACCACAGCUACAUAUAUUGAGCCACAGAAACCUCUCACAGUUGUACAUCCAGAACUACAUGUCUCUAUCCUAGAGCCAGAGAAGUCUGCACCACUUGUAUCUCUGGAACCACAGAAACCCAUUCCACCCGUAUCUCCAGAGCCUCAAAAAUCAGUUCUGCCUGCAUCUCCACCUGUGGCUACAUCAGAAUCACAGAAAUUUGCUCCAGCUAUGUCUCCUGAGCCUCGCAGGCACUCUCCAGCUGUGUCUCCUGAGCCUCGCAGGCACUCUCCAGCUGGGUCACCCGAACCUCGCAGGCACUCUCCAGUUGGGUCACCUGAGCCCCGCAGGCACUCUCCAGCUGGGUCUCCUGAGCUAAAGAAACCUGCUGCUACUCUGUCCUCAGAAACACGCAGGCACAUUCCUCAAAUGCGGAGACCUGGUUCUGCACUUUCCCCUGAGCCACGAAAACCUGAGCCACCAAUCUCCCCAGAUCCCUGGAGGCCUGCCCCUAAUAUUGCUCCAGAACCCUGGAGGCCUGGUCCUAGUAUUGCACAUGAGCAGCAGAAAUCUUCUAUUACUGUCUCACCAUGGUCUCCCAAACCUCCCUCAUCUAUGUCACUUGAGCCUAGGAGACCUGCCUCAGAACCACGAAGGCCAGGCACUUUAAUGUCCCAAGAGCCACAGAAGUUUGUGCCAGAGCCUUGGAAAUCUACCUCCUUGCCUGAGUCUCAGAAAUCUAGUCUUGCUUCCUCAGAGCCCUGGAAACCCAUUUCUUCUGUUUAUCCUGAAGGCUGGAAACCUGUUUUGCCUCCUGACACCUGGAGGCCAACACCUUCAGUACCACCUCCUGCUCCUCCUCCUAUGCCAACAGAGCUUAGAAAACCUGGUCCCCCUAUGUCCUCCGAGCUUUGGAAACCUUCCUUCUUUCCUGAGCAACGUAAGCCAGCUCCACCUGUGGCUCCUGAUCCUUGGAAAUUUUCUUCUGAGUCCCGAAAACCACCUUUCUUUCCAGAGACACAGAAGCCUACCUCUUUUGUUUCCUCUGAGCUGCAAAAACGUGCUUUGUUUUCUGAGCCCCGAAAACGGGCACUGUUUCCUGAGCCUAAAAAAUCUGUCCCUCCUGUGUCUGCUGAGGUACAAAAACGAUCAUUCUUCCAUGAAAGUCAUAUGUCUUUUCCUGAAGUCCAAAAACAUGCCCUCUUUUCUGAAUCUCACAGAUCUACUCCUGUCUCUCCUGAAGCCCCAAAGCAUUCAUACUUUCCGGAGCCCCAGAAACAUGUUGCUGUUUCUCCUGAAAUUCAAGACCAUGUUUCCUUUUCAGAACCUCAGAAACCGCCAGUUCUUUCUCAUGAAGUGCUUAAGUCUACUGCAAUUUCUCCUGAUAUCCAGAAACAUGCAACCUUUGCUGAACUUCAGAAGCCUCCUCCUGGCUCCCCUGAGAAACAGAGACAAGGUUUCUUUGCUGAGCCUUCAAAACACUCUCUUUCACCUGAGCUCCAAAAACCUGCUCCUUCUGAUCAGAAGCAAGUCUUUGGUUCUGAUGUCCACAAACCAGUGGAAACAGCAGGCAUCGAAGUCCACAAAACUGCUGUCUCUGACUUCAGCCAACCUGUACCUGUUUUUUCAGAGUUAAAGGGACGUACUGAAUCUGGUAGUAAAGAUUUCUUUACUGAGCAUCCAGAAGGUGAGAAUCCAUUCAGUAGUCUGUUAGCUCCAAAAGAACAGUCUACCAAGGAACCUAAAGAAGAAAUUUUAUAUUCUUGUCCAAAGAAAAAACCCAAGAAGGAAAAUCAGGAGACUUCUAAUACAGAACUAAAUAGCAGUGAAAGUGGAAAUACAGAGAUGGAUACAUCAGAUGUGAAAGAACAGGAAUCCUUCAGUGAUCAGGAACAGUUUGAUACAGAAUCUUCUGACCACAAUAAAGAGACUAAAAUUGAUAUAGCUACUCCUACUCUGCAGUUUACAGAAGAGAAGGAAGCUUUUAUCUCAGAAGAAGAGAUAGCAAAAUAUAUGAAGCGUGGCAAAGGCAAAUAUUAUUGUAAAAUUUGUUGCUGCCGGGCUAUGAAAAAAGGUGCUGUUUUGCACCACUUGGUUAACAAGCAUAAUGUCCACAGUCCAUACAAGUGUGACAUAUGUGGAAAGGCUUUUCUCUUGGAAUCUCACCUUAAAAACCAUGUUGCUGCACAUGGUCAGAGUUUGCUUAAAUGUCCACGUUGCAGCUUUGAGUCAAACUUUCCUAGAGGCUUUAAGAAACAUUUGACUCAUUGCCAAAACCGUCAUAAUGAAGAGGCCAAUAGAAAGCAGGUGGAUACCACUACUGAGCCAUCUAGUCAGAGCCAGUCUAGUGAAGAGGCCAGUAAGACACCAGCAGAUGGGACUGAACCAUUGAAUGAAUCGCUUACUGAAUCGUUUACUGAGUCACAAACUCAGUGAUUUUUAUUUUGGAAGCUCAAGAAUGUGCAGAUACGUCACAUUGUGCUGUAGUCAGUGAUGUAAUUGAACAUAUAUAUGUAUGUAUGUAUGUAUGUAUGCCGCUGUAAACUUGAUGGCCACAAUCCAAUGCAAAGUUAAGUUCACUGAACCUAUUGAUUUAAAUGGAUUCUAGUAUGCUUAACUGUGUUAGAUCAUGACCUUUAUAGUUAAUUUGCAGGAAUAGUAACACAUAACUUCUAAAUUAAUAAGCUUGUACGAUUGCCCAGGGAUCUUAUAUUUUUUGAACAAAAGUGACAAAUUAAGCCAUUGAAAAAAUUAAAGUAUACAGCUAUAGAAAACCAGAAGUCUGGCAACUAGUCCAGCCACUUUAACUGUAAGAUCACCGUUAUAUAUUUGAAGACGCAUCAAACGUUGGAAGCAUCACCAGAUGGGAGAUAGCUUUAAACACUGCAUGAAAAAAAUAUAGUUGUUUGUCUGGAAUUGUAAGUUGUGAUCAUUUUUACAUGUAUUGGGAGAAGAAAUCACAGCUCCCACCUGAGUGGAUUGCUUGCUUAGAUUUUUGAAGUAGUUGUGCUUUCUUACUAUAUCUGAAGCACAAGUUAAUCCGUGUGAAAUAGCUAUGCUGCAGGGGUGGGCAGCUUGUAACCAUCCAGAUGUUUUUGGCCUACAGUUCCCAUCAGCCCUAUCCAACAUAGCCAGUGGUGAGAAGGCUAGAAUACCUGGAUGGCAACAAGUUGUCCACCCCUGUGCUAAUGUAAUAGUAAAUGUAUUGGAAAUGCAUAUGUGCUGGCUUAUAUGAUUGUCCUUCAUAUUACAGGAAAAAACAUUUUAAGGAAUAUUUUCUAUUCUUUUAACAAUAAAAAUCAUUUGUUGUGUU
Elgaria multicarinata webbii is the source of this 4117-nucleotide messenger RNA. RefSeq names its product chromosome alignment maintaining phosphoprotein 1 (gene CHAMP1). The coding region runs from base 127 to 3240 and encodes 1037 amino acids. Gene Ontology annotation, biological process: attachment of mitotic spindle microtubules to kinetochore. The transcript is spliced from 2 exons. The record is from RefSeq and is a predicted model, not a curated record. Lineage: Eukaryota; Metazoa; Chordata; Lepidosauria; Squamata; Anguidae.